This is a messenger RNA of Pangasianodon hypophthalmus (striped catfish), 3018 nucleotides long. RefSeq lists its product as uncharacterized. The record is from RefSeq and is a predicted model, not a curated record. The coding region runs from base 422 to 2410 and encodes 662 amino acids. The transcript is spliced from 3 exons. NCBI's taxonomy places the organism in Eukaryota, Metazoa, Chordata, Actinopteri, Siluriformes, Pangasiidae.
UAGGUGCACUCCGUAGGAUAUGAAAUAACGGCUUUUACGCCUGGAGUAGUGCACUGUAUAUUCAACAAGACCCGUUUUGGGAUUCGGCCCUAGAUAGUUUCAAACCACUGUUUUGUUUUCUUAGGAUGUUGGACAACAAGGGAUAGGGGUUUCAAUGAAGCAUUUACAACUGAAAUUAUUUUGAAGUGCUUAUUAUGUGUGAACACUAAAUAUAACACGAUAAGAGAGGUACAGACGCGCUAUUUUAGCACUGCGGAUAAACAGCGGCUAGCUAAGGUUGCUAACUAACUGUUUCGUCGAGCUACCUAUAGCUAGCCAUCGUUAGCUAGCUAGGUAAUCAUCCUGCGGGAAUGUUAGUUGCUGUUAUUCGCUCAGGAUAAACUAAAACUACACACGGCGUAUUAAUCAGCUCAUAUUCACAAUGGACGUGAAUUUGACCAUUUCUCUGAUGAGAGGUCAGAUGGGGGUGGUGAUUGAGAAGGCCGUGAACGCGGCGGUGGAGACGGUGCUGGGAGAGAUGAUCCGGGUGAUGAGCCUCAAGUUCGAGCAGCUCCGGAGGGAAAUGACGGCCAAAGAGAAGGAGAACGAGGACAUCAGGAAGAUGUUAGAGUCGACUCGCUGUCAGAUGAAGAUCUUGCGGCAGAAAUAUGUUAAUGCACUGAACACUAAAGAUGACAGACAUGCCUUUGCGCCGCACAGACACACACUGGGUCUGAUGAACGCAGCCAGAAACACAGCCGCUCAACUGGACUCGACCAGACACCCAGCCGGUCAACUGGACUCGACCAGACACCCAGCCGGUCAACUGGACUCGACCAGACACCCAGCCGGUCAACUGGACGCGUCCAGACACGCAGCCGCUCAACUGGACUCGACCAGACACCCAGCCGGUCAACUGGACUCGACCAGACACCCAGCCGGUCAACUGGACGCGUCCAGACACGCAGCCGCUCAACUGGACUCGACCAGACACGCAGCCGCUCAACUGGACGCGUCCAGACACGCAGCCGCUCAACUGGACGCGUCCAGACACGCAGCCGCUCAACUGGACUCGACCAGACACGCAGCCGGUCAACUGGACGCGUCCAGACACGCAGCCGGUCAAAUGGACUCGACCAGACACGCAGCCGGGCAACUGGACGCGACCAGACACGCAGCCGGGCAACUGGACGCGACCAGACACGCAGCCGGUCAACUGGACGCGACCAGACACGCAGCCGGGCAACUGGACUCGACCAGACACGCAGCCGGGCAACUGGACUCGACCAGAGCCCAUCAGAUCACAUCUGAUCACGGGGUGCCACCAAGAAGACGGUCCUCAAACGCGGGAUCACCCUGUGCUGAACCUCUCACACUUGCUCUCAAACCCCGAAACCCUGAACCAGCUCAUGCAGCACUGCCUGCCCUUAAAACUCAUAAAGUGAUCCUUGAAGCUGUCCCUACCGAGAGCAGCCAAAAUGCUGAAACUUACAAUGAGGAGGAGCCAGGAUUAAAAGUACAUCUGGGAUUGAAAGUGGAGAACUCAAGCAGCAUUGUACCAGAGAGCAUCGAUCCUCUAUGGGGUCAAACACCUCAAACAUCCACAGAAGCUGAACACACAGAGAUAGCGGACACAAACCUUCUCCCAGUGGCUCAUACAAGCGAGGCACUGAACUCAGCUAUGGCGGACUGCCAAGAGCCUGGUUUAAAGAUCAAACAGGAGGAAGCUGAGGUCGAAAUCGUCGAGGUGAAGGAGGAGCAAGCUGAGCCGUCCACUUCAGAGCUUCCUAGGAUUGAGUUACAUCAGCAUUUGGCUGGAGCAGGAAUGGCCAUAGAGAUGCCAGUGACUCAACAGUGUAUCCAGAUACCUUCAGUGACUGAACCAGCCUUCAUGGGUGUGGACCCAAGCGCAUAUACUGAGUCUCAGCUAGCUGUGGCAGAUACGCAAAGGCAGAUGCGUCCAUUCUGUAAAGACCUGAUGCUGUACGAGGAUUACAAGCGCAAACGUAUAGAAGUGCGUAAACGCAGUGAAACCCGACGGCGCGAGCUGGAACGGACGCUGCCACAGGCUCUUCUGGCUGACUUGGUGAAGGAACGCAGGGAAAAGACCCGGCUCAGAGUGGCCCGCUGGAGAGCCAAACGCAAGCUGCAGGCCUGCCUGAUGGCACAGGCGGCACAAUUUAACAGCACGCAGGCUCUUUACACUCAGCACAACGGCAGGAGGAGAGGAGGGGCUGCCCCACAGCAGGGGGGCAUCGGUCUUGGCACUGCCCAGUCUGAGAGUGGUGUGUACACCAUGCCGCUGCAGAUGGGCACCAGUCCUCUACUGGGAGCACAAAGACUUGGCAUGGCUGAGGGUCAAAUGCAGCCUGGAGCCUCUGUGUUUGUGCAGCAGAGAACUUCAGCAGCUGGAUCUGAGACGUACCAGUGAAAUUGUAAAGAUUGUUUUGGCACGGUGAUACAGUGAGAACGUGCAUUUCUGACCUGCAUAUUUUUUUUAUACAGUGUGUUAUAAUAAGGAUUAUCACUGUAAAAGGGUAACAGUGUGAACCAUCCAACAAGAAGCUAAUACUGGCUUUCAAUGCUUGAUGGACAUAUUCUUGUAUACAAAAAAGAGAACUGAAAAUUCUUGUAGUUUAAGGAACCCAAAGAGCUGCUAUCCCAUAUUUUGAUAUUGCAGGAGGAACAGGGUUUUUCAUCCUCGUACAAUGUGUUCACAAAAGUUCACUGUGCUUGGAUCUGCUACAUGAUGAACUCUUCAGGCGUCACAUUAAACACAUGCAUCGGAUGAAGCAAUUGCUGAAUUCUGACUGAUAGGACAGAAAUGGCAGGAAGGGAAAAAAAAAUACAGGACUUGAUUUUGAGGCUUUAAAAAAUAAAUUUAUUGUCAAGUUUCUGCCAAUGAAUGGGACAUAUUAUAAUUCUUUCUCUUGAAGUCCAUUUGUGUGGUUUUAUGUCCCAAAAUAUUUGUAAUUCAUGUCUCAAUAUUUUCACCAACCUUUCUUUAUCCCUUACAAUUAAACAGUUUUUGUCACUGUG